Caenorhabditis angaria is the source of this 6324-nucleotide messenger RNA. The record is from the annotation of a GenBank genome assembly. Lineage: Eukaryota; Metazoa; Nematoda; Chromadorea; Rhabditida; Rhabditidae.
AUGAGCAAAGAACAACAAGAUCGUGGAAGAUCGGUGAUGGGUGAAAUUGUUUCAGCCGACACAAUUUCAGUUGGUAUAACUACGCCGACAAGUCACGAGGAACAGGAUUGGUAUCACGGACUUUUGCCGAGAGCUGAUAUUAAUUCGUGGGUUUUUUUUAUUUUGGAAACAGCUAGGUUUUGGCGCCAAAAUUGGUCUUGAUCAAGCAAUGUUGUUGGACGCGUCGCGGUCACGCGCUGCGUGUCUUCUGAAAUUUUAUGACGCAAAAAUGCACAGAAGUUAUUUGUUGGCAGCUUUCCAGUUGUCCAAUCAGUAGCAGUAAAGUUGCUCUAUUGCACAAUCAGUUUUUCUUGGGAACCUUGGAUGCGUUGCGGUCACGCGCUGCGUGUUUCAUUCUUCAAGGCGUCCCGGGUUCCCAAGAAAAACUGACUGUGCAAUAGAGCAAUUUUGCUGCAGCUGCUUGGAGAAUUGGAAAGCUUCUUCACACGCAGCGCGUGACCGCAACGCGUUGAUGUUUUUGGCGGCAAAUUUGAAAAUCUGAUUUUCUGCGCUAAAAAUUAACCAAAAAAUGGUUAAAAUUUGAAAUUUUCAUGCAAAAAUUGGUGAAAAUUACGAUUUUCACUCAAAAUCUUCCAAAUUUUUUCCAGAAUUCUCAUAAACGAUGGUGAUUUCAUUGUCCGAAAAUCGCACCGAAACACGGAAAAAGACAAGGAAAAAGACAGUGUUCAACUGGUUUUAUCAGCAAAAUACAAAGGAAAAUGUCAUCAUUGGCAAAUUGCUGAAAACAAGGAUGGAAGUGUGAUUUUGGAUGAGAAGAAAUUUGCGAAUGUUUGUGAUAUGAUAAAUCAAUUGAGAUCGAAGAAGUUGCCAGUUUCAGCAAAUUGUCCAGCCAUUUUGAUAAAUCCGAUUAUGAAACAGGAUUGGGAAUUGAGACAUGAUCAAAUUUGUUUGGGAAAAAUGUUGGGUGAAGGAGCUUUUGGUGGGGUUUAUAAGGCGGUUUUCUGUUUGAAAUCGAAGAAAUUGGCAGUGGCUGUGAAGGUGAGUGGGAAACUCAAAAAAUCGAUAGUUCUAUAGAGCGCGCUUUCAUGUUUUCAUUAUAUUAUUAAAAACUAGAUGUUUAAGUCGCUCAAUCAAAAAUUAUAUUUCUUCAGAAUUUUUCUGGAAUUUUUGAAACAGUAAUUUUUUUUGGAAAAAUUGAGUUUUUAAAAAUCUAAAAAUUUUAUAAAGUUUCCAAGAAAUUUGAAUUUUUCUCGAAAAUUCGGAUGGUUAAUUAGAACGCACUUGCAUUUUUUCAAAAGAAAUUUUGAAAAUUUUUUGCUGGAGCAUUCCUUUGUCAAAAGCAAACUUUUUAACAUUUUUUUGGAUUUUUCUACAGAAUUUAUGAAAUUUUUGAAACAGUGAAAAUUUUGUUUUUUUUUAAUUCAGAAGUUUGGGCUGUUUUUGGAAAAAAACGAAAUUUUUCAUUAAAAAAAAUUACUGUUUCAAAAAUUUUAGAAAAGUUCACAUUAAAUUAAAUUUGUCAUUGUUAUUCGGAAAUUUUGAACGGAAUAAUGCAAGUGCGCUCUAUUAAACAAUUCUCAUCAUUAAAAAUCCCACCAAAAUUUUUUUCGGAUUUUUUGUAUAUUUUUUAAUGUAAAUUUCAAACGAAAAAUGCUAGAGUAUCAAAAAAAAAUUUUUUCUGAAGUUUUCUAAAUUUUUUGAAACAGUGAUUUUUUUUCGGGGAAAAUUGAGUUUUUGAAUUUAAAAUAAUUUAAGAAGUUUCCAAGAAAUUUGAAAUUUUUCUCAAAAAUUCGAUUUUUUACUAGAGCGCACUUGCAUUUUUCAUUCAAUAUUUCCGUUAAAAAAAAUUUGCUGGAGCAUUCCUCAUUUUUAAAGAAAAAUUUUGAACAUUUUUUGAAACAGUGGAUUUUUCUACAGAGUAUUGUGGAAAUUGAUUGUUUUGUUUUGUUUUCUGAGAAUUUAUGAAAUUUUUGAAACAGUGAAAAUUUUGUUUUUGAAAAAUCCAGUUUUGGAAAAAAACAAAAUUUUUCAUUAAAAAAAUUACUGUUUCAAAAAUUUUAGAAGUUUAAAAAAUAAAAUUUUUCAUUUACUUAAGUUUUAUUGCUGAAGUUUUGAAUGGAAUAAUGCAAGUGCGCCCUAUUGAACAAUUAUCAUCAUUAAAAAUCCAACCAAAUUUUUUUCGGAUUUUCUGUAAAUGUUGUGAUGUAAAUUUAAAAGGAAAAUUGAUUUAGUAUCAAAAAAAAAACAUUUUUUUUCUGAAGUUUUCUAAAUUUUUUGAAACAGUGAUUUUUUUAUCGAAAAAUUGAGUUUUCAAAUUUAAAAAAGUUUAUGAAGUUUCCAAGAAAUUUGAAAUUUUUCUCAAAAAUCGGAUGGUUAAUUAGAGCGCACUUGCAUUUUUCAUUCAAUAUUUCGGCCAAAAAAUUGAGAGUAGAGCAUUCCUCAUUUUUGAAGCAAAAUUUUGAAAAUUUUUUGAAACAGUGGAUUUUUCUACAGAGUGGAGAUUGAUUGUUUUGUUUAGUUUUCUGAGAAUUUAUGGAAUUUUUGAAACAGUGAAAAUUUUGUUUUUUUUUUUAAUUCAGAAGUUUGGGCUGUUUUUGGAAAAAAAUUUCAUUAAAAAAAAAUCACUGUUUCAAAAAUGUUAGAAAAGUUUAGAAAAAUAUAUUUUUUCAUUAAUUCAAGUUAUUUCUGUAGUUUUGAAUAGAAUAAUGCAAGUGCGCUCUAUUGAACUAGGGGAUUUCUAGGUAAUUGUUUCAAAAACAGAAAAAAAUUCUGAAGAUGCAAGUGUGCUCUAAUGAACUAUAGAUUUUUGAACAAAAAUUCAAAAUCUCACCAGUUUUUUUUUUCAAAAUACAAUUUGCAGGUGAACAAAGGCAACGAUAAAAUGAGUACACGUUCAAUGAUCGAAGAUGUUUGCAAAGAAGCUCGAAUAAUGCGACAAUAUCAACAUGCAAAUGUCGUCAGUUUCUAUGGUGUUUGUGUGGAAAAAGAGCCAAUUAUGUUGGUGAUGGAAUUGGCGAAUCAAGGCGCACUUGACUCAUUUUUGAAGAAUUCGUCGUCGAAAGAUGAAAUCACAUUAAGAGAUAAAUUGAAAUAUUCAUUUGAUGCUAGUAAAGGAUUGGAAUAUUUGCAUCAAAAUGGAUGUAUUCAUCGAGAUGUGGCUGCAAGGAAUUUUUUGGUGCAUAAAGGAAUUGUUAAGAUUACGGAUUUUGGAUUGUCGAAACAAUUGUCGGAUCAUGCGCAUAAGUAUAAACUGAAGGUGGGGGAUUUUGGGGAAAAAUUUUGAUUUUCACAAUGUUUCAAAACAUUUGGAGCUUAAAGGUGGAGUCCGAGCAAAAAAUAAGUUGUGCUAAUUUGAAAGAGCAUGUUCUAAUUAGUACAAUCCUCGAAGGAUUUUUUCUGGAAGCGUCUCAAACAUUGGUUAAAAAAUUACAAAGUUUGAAAAAACAGUGACACACCGUGUAAAAUGGCUUGAAAGUCCAUAAGUACAGUAGCUUAUAUUUAAUGUUUGAGAAGCUUCCAGAAGAAAUCCUUCGAGGAAUGUACUAAUUAGAACAUGCUCUUUCAAAUGAGCACAACUUAUUUUUUGCUCGGAGUCCACCUUUAAAUUUAAAUUUUUGAGUUCUAAAUUAACAGGAUUCACAUAAAAAACCCUCUGACAUGAGCAACCAUCAAUUUUCGAGAAAAAAAGAUUUUCAAAAAGCUAUAAAUUAUUAUGAGCAAUCAUUUAGUUCUUGUAACUUUGAGAAUUUUCAAAAAAAUAUAGUUUUGAGCUGAAAAAUAACUUGUUCUCGAUUUUUUUCCAUUUUUCCGCCUAACAUGAGCGAUCUCAUCAUUUCACAAGAAAGAAUGAGAAUUUUUAAAAUUAAAAAAUUCCUGAUGAAUUUUUAGAAAACUCUAGCUUGUCUGAAAUUUUGCGUUUCACGAUUUUUCUCAAAUUUUUUUGAAACAGUAAAUUUUUUAGACUAAAGAAAAUUGUUUGAAAAUAAUAUUGUGAACGUGCUCAAAUUUAGCAUUUUGUCAAUUUUUUGAAACAGUAGAAUUUUUUAUCAUUUUUUUCAAAAUGGUCCAGGUGAAUUAAAAUGAUUUGGUUUUAUUGAAAUUUUCAGGGAUUUUUGAAACAGUGAUUUUUUUGGGUUUUUGAAAAAAUUAUAAAUUUCGAUUUCAAAUAAAAAUUCAAAGAAAAAAAACCAAACCAUCUAUUUUUCUUGAAUUUUAAUAAUUUUUUGAAACAGUGAAAUUUUUGAACAACGGUUUUGAAAAUUUUCAAAUCUCAAUUUUUGUUUCAAUUUUUGUUUUGUUUCAGCAAGUUCUUUUGGUUUAAAUUUGAAUUUCAAGUAAAAUAAAAAAUCUAGCAAAAAUGUUUUUUUCCAAGUUUUUUGAAGAAUUUUUGAAAUAGUGAAAUAUUUUAAAUUCCAAAAUUGAAGUGUUUAUCAUCAAAUUAAUCAAAAAUUGUAUUUUCUCAGAAUUUUUUGAUGAAUAUUUGAAACAGUGAAAUUUUUUAACCGAAAAAAUUAAAAAAUCCUGUUUUUCCAAAAGAAAAACCUCUAGAACCCAGAAUUUUCCCAAGAUCGUUUUUGGACUGAAAUUUUGGUCUUCUAAUACAAUAAAUUUUAAUAUGAGCAAUGUUAUAGUAUUUUAUAUAUCAUGUAAACAUGCAUCUCAAAAAUUAUAUAUUUUUUAAAAUAAGUUUUUUGUUUUAUUUUUGAAACAGUGAAAUAUUUUUUGAACAAAUUUGGUUGAGAAUUUCCAGACCCUAACAAGGAAACCUUUUUUACUCAACACUUCAAAUCAUGAUGAAAUUUGGUUUUUGGACAGCUUUUGGGACCAUAAGAACACCCUAAAAAUUUUAGUCUCCCAAUGGACCUAUGAGCCAAGUUCUGGGCUCUCAAAAGUUCGAAAAUUGCCAAAAUUGGCUCAUAAAACACGUCAUAACUCAAUUCUCGAUCAAUUUUAUGAAAAACUGAGUAGCAGAUGCUGAUCAGCGUGGUCGAUUUACCCAAAAAGCAUGAAUAAAUCAAAUUUUCGGAAAAAUUUUUGAUUUUGAAAAAAAGAAAGAGGAGGGGCACAUAUGAAUUUUCAUGAAUUUUCAGCCCAAAAAUAAAAAACUUCAAAAUUUUUCAAAAUAAAGUUUUUUAUUGAUGUACUUUUAGUAAAUCGACUAUGCUGAUCAAUAUCUGAAACUUUAUUUCUUCCAAAAAAAAUUUUGAAAUGGAGCUAUGAUGACUUUUUUGUACUUUUGAGAGCCCAGAACUUGGCUCAGAGGUCCAUUGGGAGACUAAAAUUUUUAGGGUGUUCUUAUGACCCCAAAAGCUGUCCACGGACCAAAUUUCAUCAUGAUUUGAAGUGUUGAGUAAAAAAGGUUCCCUUGUAAAAAUUAUCUAUAAAAUUUCUAAUAUGAGCAAUGUUAUAGUAUUUUAUGGAAUAAUAAUGCCUAUCAAAAAAAUAAUAUAUUUGAUGAGUUUUUGAAACAGUGAAAUAUUUUAGAUUCAAAAUUGUUCAAAAAUCUGUUUUUUUAAUACCGAAACCCUGAAUUUCCCAAGAUCUAAAGACUUUCAAUAUUUUUGAAUAGGAUUGCGAUCCAACUCAUCAAAAAUUGUAUUUUCUCAGAAUUUUUUGAUGAAUUUUUGAAACAGUAAAAUUUUUUAACCAAAAAAAAAUUAAAAAAUUCUGUUUUUCCAAAAGAAAAACCUCUAGAACCCAGAAUUUUCCCAGCUCGUUUUUGGACUGAAAUUUUGGUCUUCUAUAAUACAAUAAAUUAUAAUAUGAGCAAUGUUAUAGUAUUUUAUAUAUCAUGUAAACAUGCCCAUCAAAAAUUAUAUAUUUUUUUUUUAAUAAGUUUUUUGUUUUAUUUUUGAAACAGUGAAAUAUUUUUUGAAUAAAUUAAGUUGAGAAUUUCCAGACCUAAAAAUGAUGUCUAAAAAUUUCUAACAUGAGCAAUGUUAUGAUAAAUCCGAUUUUUUUCAGGAUCUCCACCAAAAGCUUCCAAUUCGCUGGCUUGCCCCUGAAGUUAUCGUAACUGCCACGUAUUCCUUCAAAUCCGAUGUUUUUUCAUUUGGUAUUCUACUAUGGGAAAUAUUUAUGGAUGGUGCAAUUCCAUAUCCUGGAAUGACAUUAGCUGAAGUCAGCAAAGAAGUUCGAAAAGGAUAUCGAAUGUCGCCACCGGAUAAAAUGCCAAUGAUUUGUCGAAAUAUAAUGACGGCACAAUGUUGGCCACAAAAUCCGGCAGAUCGAGAUAAUAUGAUGGAAAUUCGACAAGCUAUUGAAGGAGUUUUGGAAGGGAGACAGAAUCAGAUGGCUAGAUCUGCUUAUGUUAGAUAUAAUUAG